Parnassius apollo (apollo) is the source of this 492-nucleotide messenger RNA. The record is from the annotation of a GenBank genome assembly. Lineage: Eukaryota; Metazoa; Arthropoda; Insecta; Lepidoptera; Papilionidae.
AUGGGCACGACUGGUUUCUCAUAUACAACUAGUUGGGGCGAAAGUGAACAGCGAUCUGAAACUAUUGCUAUUGGAACCACAAGUGGUGUUGAAACGGAACUGCAGCCUGGGCAGGCGGCGACCGCGGUACUGUCAGCAAAUAAGGGUGCUUUAGAGGUAGAAGUCGUGUACUUGGAAAAAUUAAGAGGGAACGUAGCUGCGAACUUUAAAAUCCCUUAUAAGAGAAGAAAUGAAGGUCACCAUUUCUUGGGUCCAUCGAUAGAUAGUGUGAUGAAGAGUGGUGGAUUAGAAAAUGAAGUGAUUAUAAAAGAAAAAAUAGAUAGGUGGAAUUUACUCGGGUUCCAAAGCAGUAGAGCUGAUGAAGAUGAUUUCAACGUACCUGAUUGGUUCCAUCAGGAAGUACGACAAAGUACGUCCCUUUUGCUUUGUCGUCCUGCCGGUUUUCCAAAAGUGUCAAAAAUCGCGUGGCCAAUGUCACUUCCGCUCUCGUAG